AUGGAACUGCUGGUCUUUCACCACAGGUGUUCCAUUCUUUUGUUGUGUCAACUCAGGAUCUGCUUCUGUCGUGGAUCCGCUAAGGCGAAAAAGGGGCAGGCGGCGUUGCAUGCCUCUGGCUUCAAGGACUUCUUGCUCAAGGCGGAGCUGAUUCGCGCGAUCGUGGAUUGCGGCUUUGAGCAUCCCUCAGAGGUGCAGCAUGAAUGCAUCCCGCAGGCCAUCUUGGGGACGGACGUCCUGUGCCAGGCCAAGAGCGGAAUGGGGAAGACCGCGGUCUUCGUGCUGGCCUGUCUUCAGCAGGUGGAUUCCUCUGAAAAGGCAGUGCGAACGCUGGUCAUUUGCCACACGCGUGAGUUGGCCUAUCAGAUCAAGCACGAGUUCGAGCGCUUUGCCAAAUACUUCCCGGAGAUCAAGACGGCGGUGGUCUAUGGUGGAACGCCCAUGUCGAAGGACAAGGAAAUGCUGAAGGACUCCUGCCCGCAUAUCCUCAUUGGCACACCCGGGCGGGUGCUUGGACUCCUCCGUGAGAAGGACUUGAAAUUGGAUAAGAUCCAGCAAUUUGUCUUAGACGAAUGUGACAAGUGCUUGGACAAGGUGGACAUGCGCAAGGACGUUCAGCAGAUCUUCGUGGAAACUCCCAAGAAGAAACAGGUGAUGAUGUUCAGCGCCACGAUGUCGGCGGAGACCCGACAGCUUUGUAAGAAGUUCAUGCAGGAGAUGGGCCCGUCCGAUCCACAUGAGAUUCGGGUGGAUGAAGAGUCGAAGCUCACCUUGCAUGGACUCUUGCAGUACUACGUGAAACUCACCGAGAAGGAGAAGAACCGGAAGUUAAACGAUCUUCUGGACGCCUUAGAGUUUAACCAGGCAUUGCAGACCGAGUGUCUUUCUCUCUUUGGGGAGCGUCGACGGUGA
Durusdinium trenchii is the source of this 912-nucleotide messenger RNA. The record is from the annotation of a GenBank genome assembly. NCBI's taxonomy places the organism in Eukaryota, Dinophyceae, Suessiales, Symbiodiniaceae.